AUGGCUAUGGCCCCAGCACAGUCAAUGUCAUGCGCUAUCCACCGUACGACGCCAACUCGACCACUGGCCCCUGGCGGAAGCUAUCUAGAUACGGAAACAGAAGAGGCUCGAUGGACGGGUUUUAGGGAGUGGGCUUUUGACUGGAUCGGGGCUGUGGGAGAGUUACGAUCGAGAUGUUGUGGAGGUUCCAUGUUGCUCAUCUGUACAGCGCAAAGCUUGCGCCCAGCCAGAUCGCGUGGUUCCAGUCGGAAAUCCAGAGGCAUUGGCGCGGAUGGAAACAGGAUUAAGCACUCGUGUUCAGAGACUUCGUCUUCCACAAUCCAGCUCUCCGUGAUAAAUACCAUCAGCUACGAUACGGUGGAUGCCAAACCUCCAAUGCGCGACCUCGAAAACCAACUCGAGUCCCACAAAAUCAAUCGCCAGGUCUGCGAAGACAAUGUCUUGGCAAUCCGCCUGUGGGCACCUGCACCUGGGCACCGAUGUCUCAAUGGAGCUUCGGAAGAGGAGAUUGCGAGAGUGCCUUGAGAUGAGGCUGGUUACGGCAGGGACAUUAUGUGCUCAGUGACCUUAUGAUGUUGUUGGUGAAGCAUUCCGGUUGAUGCAAGCGCCG
Mytilinidion resinicola is the source of this 610-nucleotide messenger RNA. RefSeq lists its product as uncharacterized. Bases 1 to 525 code for a protein of 174 amino acids. Lineage: Eukaryota; Fungi; Ascomycota; Dothideomycetes; Mytilinidiales; Mytilinidiaceae. The record is from RefSeq and is a predicted model, not a curated record. The transcript has 3 exons.